Messenger RNA from Mytilus trossulus (common blue mussel), 453 nucleotides. RefSeq lists its product as uncharacterized. The coding region runs from base 73 to 453 and encodes 126 amino acids. The record is from RefSeq and is a predicted model, not a curated record. NCBI's taxonomy places the organism in Eukaryota, Metazoa, Mollusca, Bivalvia, Mytilida, Mytilidae. The transcript is spliced from 4 exons.
UCCAUACGCGGUGGAGCUUUCUAACAACAUAACUAGAAGUUGCUAGAUUCUGAUGACUUCAAGUUAACAACUAUGCAUUAUAUUCUGCUUUUAGUGUUGGUGGCAUCGUCUUGCUUUGCACAAGAGGAUCAGUGUGAUCCAAAUGAUGGAGACUGUUUUAGAGAGCCGUUUGCUGGUGUCAUGACCGCCGAGGAUGACCAUUGUCCGGUUGAAAAAAUGCAAGCAACAUUAGACAAGGACCCAGAGAUAAAGGCUGAAGUCGAGGCUGCGAAAUUAGCGAUUUCUCAUUUGACAAAACCUCCUGUUUCUCCAGUUGAACUUGGAAUUCCAUUGUGUUACAAGAAAUAUUCAAUACUGAAAGUGCCACAGAAAAUAUGGAUAAAGAAGGGGUAUUGUUAUUUCCAUUGGUAUUAUGUGAAAAGCCAAAUACCAUAUGUAAACUGUGGACAGUAA